Molecule: messenger RNA, 760 nt
Organism: Daktulosphaira vitifoliae (grape phylloxera)
Lineage: Eukaryota; Metazoa; Arthropoda; Insecta; Hemiptera; Phylloxeridae
Product: V-type proton ATPase subunit E-like
Exons: 4
Coding region: 68-760 (230 amino acids)
Biological process (GO): proton transmembrane transport
Cellular component (GO): proton-transporting two-sector ATPase complex, catalytic domain
Molecular function (GO): proton-transporting ATPase activity, rotational mechanism
Source: RefSeq, a predicted model, not a curated record
AAAAUAUUUAUCAAAAAAUUCAUUGAAAAAGAUUCAAUACCACAAUUAAAUUAUUAUGUAAGUAGUUAUGGAUGGGUAUAAUAGUAAAUUUAUUAAUGAAGAACAGCGUAAUCAACAAUUGUUAAGAAUGAUAAAAUUUAUGGAACAUGAAGCAAUUGAAAUAGCUCAGUCUAUUAAUGAUUUAGCUGAAGAGGAAUAUCACAUUCAAAAGGGUGAUCUAAUACACAAAGGUAGAGCUGCGAUUAAUCAGUUUUACAAAAAAAAAAUGAAACGUACAGAAAGAGAAAAAGCAACAAUGAUAUCUACUCAAAUGACCAAAGCUAAAUUACAGAUAUUAAUAAGUAGGGAUGAACACAUAAAAUCAGUAUUAGCAGCUGUUAAUACUGAAUUAAUUGAACUUAGGGAUAAUACAAAUACUUAUCGUGAAAUUCUCAAGAAAUUAAUUCUCCAAGCUAUGUAUAAAAUUAUAGAAAAUAAUAUUGUUUUGAUAGUUAGAAUUGAAGAUAUCAAAAUAAUACAGUCGAUGACUGACGAGUUAAAAGAUGAAUACCAUCAUGUCACUAGAAUGAUUGUUCAUAUUAGUAUAGACGCGAGUUUAAAUCUUUCUACUCAGGACAUCGGAGGUGUCAUAAUAACUGAUAAAAGACGCCGUAUAUUUGUAGACAAUACAUUACUGAUGCGAUUAAUUUACCUGGCUAUACAAGCAAUACCGUUUAUACGGAUUGGUUUAUUUGGACCUAAUCCUUCAAGGAAACUUUAA